Molecule: messenger RNA, 573 nt
Organism: Paramuricea clavata
Lineage: Eukaryota; Metazoa; Cnidaria; Anthozoa; Malacalcyonacea; Plexauridae
Source: the annotation of a GenBank genome assembly
AUGUCCUACCCAGGCCAUAUUCUUUAUGAAAAGACCGGACAAGCGCCAGCUCCGAGUAAAGAUUUCCAUCAACUUCUUGUCGGUGAAACUGAAGUCACCUUGCGUGGCUGGAAGGUUUCUGUGCGUAAAGAUCAACGUUUGAUUCCUCCAAGCCAACGAAAAGUAUCCUGGGAUGAUUUCGACGAGGAUACACGAAUGCAGUCUGAAAUAUCUCGAAUAUUUGGCGAAGAAACGUUGAGUCAAGUGCACGCUUUGAUCUGUGGCGACUGGCUGAUUCGUCUGCCUGUGGACCUCAUCAUACGACUUUGUGGCUACAUUGAAUUGCAAGAUAUCGCCCGUAUGGCUCAGGUUUGCAGGAAAUUAAGGGAUGUAUGUUGCAGUGAUAAGUUGUGGGAAAAUAUUUACCGAGCACAUUGUGACACAGUUACUGACCAAAUGAUUUCGUUGGCUGCCGAAGUUGGAUGGAAGAAAUUAUUUUUUACAAACAAACUGCAAUUGCAAAAGGAGAUGAGACGGCGUGACCGGCAGAAAAACAAUCCGAGUAACUCUGAAAAUUUGUUUAUUACCGAAUAA